AUGAAGCCAUACCGUGCCAUCCAAUCAUCGCACGCUGGUAUCGUUGACACGAUGGCUGGAGGAGAAGACGCUCUAUCGGUGGCGACCCUAUCGCUGCAGGACAAAGACGUCCCAAUCGACGAGAAACUGGAUGCUGUGCGUCAGAGCGUGAUUGCAGGCAAUGUGGAUCGUUUUCUCGUGACCGUGGGUGAUCUCGGAGGCCAGUCGCCUCUUGUGUACCUCAUGGAUUGGCUACACACUUGGCAGCAGGAGUACGAGGCCUUUGUUCAUGUUUUGGGCAUCCAGGAGGAUACAGAGGAGCACAACGAGCCCAAUGAGAUGGAAAAGGAUCUGGCAAAUGUGGAGGCUGAAGCGGAGCAAUUCUGA
This is a messenger RNA of Peronospora matthiolae, 366 nucleotides long. Lineage: Eukaryota; Oomycota; Peronosporomycetes; Peronosporales; Peronosporaceae. The record is from the annotation of a GenBank genome assembly.